Gaeumannomyces tritici R3-111a-1 is the source of this 462-nucleotide messenger RNA. RefSeq lists its product as hypothetical. The record is from RefSeq and is a predicted model, not a curated record. The transcript is spliced from 2 exons. Lineage: Eukaryota; Fungi; Ascomycota; Sordariomycetes; Magnaporthales; Magnaporthaceae. Bases 1 to 462 code for a protein of 153 amino acids. Gene Ontology annotation, molecular function: protein binding.
AUGGACGACGACUCCAGGAAGAGAGAAAAAGAAACCUCUCUCAGCCCGCCGCAAGUAUUUUCCUCCAUCUCCUCUAGCAUCCAGCUCAGCCAUGCUAUGAUGCUUCAGGAACUUGCCCAAGUCGCCGUCAUUCGCGGCGACUACCGUCGUGGUCUUGAGAUCGCGGAGGAGGCGCUCAAGGACAUGCAGAAGGACUUGGGCGACCAACAUCCCCAGAGCCUAGAGAUGGCGUGCAUGAAGGCCAUGUGUAUGGCUGGAGCCUCCACGGCAACCCAAGAGUCGGAUGACGCCGAAAGUACAUGUAGGGAGACGCUAAACACCAUCACCCACAGGCCUGUCCUGGCUGUCAUGGCUUCGUCGGACAGGCCCCGAGCCUCCCCCACAUUCAGGGGUCUCCCCACCGGCCUCGGUCCGACGCUGGGCUGCCACGCGACUCGGUCUGAGGAGCCUCCUCGCCGCUAG